This is a messenger RNA of Colias croceus (clouded yellow), 1252 nucleotides long. RefSeq names its product cytochrome b5-like. The transcript has 3 exons. Bases 336 to 806 code for a protein of 156 amino acids. Gene Ontology annotation, molecular function: heme binding. Lineage: Eukaryota; Metazoa; Arthropoda; Insecta; Lepidoptera; Pieridae. Gene Ontology annotation, cellular component: membrane; intracellular membrane-bounded organelle. The record is from RefSeq and is a predicted model, not a curated record.
CCCAAUUCAUUCACCAAUUGAAUGUUAUAGAUGAUCAAUCGAUAUUAGCUUGUGGCAAUGAUCUACGCUCUCAUGCAUUUACCUGAAUUAUUUAAUCUCAAUCUUGUUUACGAUCAGUGGUGGCAUAGUGAUAAUUGUUGUGACAGUAAUUCUCCGGACUUCGAACAUCAGCAGAGAUAACGCAUAUAUCUGCGAUUAUACGCAUUGAUUAUUAUAAGUUGUAAGAAGAGUUUCAUAAAAAAAAUAAACGUCUUUAAGAAACUAUAAUCACUUGAAAAGUGAAAAGAAGAUUACGAAUUACCUUUACUUAAAAGUAUAAAGACAAAAGAAGCACGAUGACGUCUGUACAAACGCCACCCGAAGUGAAUAUGGGUGCGAUUGAUAUAAAACCAGACUCUAAUGACUUCGAUAUGAUGGCGUUAACCAUGGCAGCCUUACGACUAGUUAACCCAUGGAGUGUAGAGGCGAAACCAAAAUGGUCAGACAGAAUAGAGCCAGGCACCCCCGAGGCGAAAGACCGAGUCAUUUCACUCGCUGAAGUCUCUCUACACGACACCACGCAAGACUGCUGGGUCGUUAUCUACGACCGCGUCUACGAUAUAUCAACAUUCCUCGACGAGCAUCCUGGUGGCGCUGAUAUAAUGUUGGAGUAUGCCGGCCGAGAUGCGAGCACUGCCUUCAGAAGUUCAGGGCAUUCGAAAAUAGCCACCAAGGCUCUGGACAGAUUCCUCGUGGGAGAGUUGCCCAUGCAUGAACGCAUGUACCGACGCCCCGGAGGAAUGCGGCUUAGUGAUAUCCCCGAAUAAACAAUAUCACAUAGAACAUGAACAUUAUCUGCUAUAUGCUUUAUUAUAGUGAACGUUAUUUAGGGUUCUUGUACGCAAGAGCCCGCUAAGUGUUAAUGUGCUCGUUGAUAAUAAGUUAUUUUUCGCUAGGUCAUAACGGCCUAAGAUAUUAGUGUAAUAACCUUAAAAGCUAAAUUAUUAUUAUUGUAGAUGUGAAUAUUGAGUUAACCUCGCUGAUUGUGGCGACAUAAGUUUUGAUAAGCGUGUGGAGAGACUUUUUAGAAGUAUUAACUAGGAAGUUUUUCAAUGUUCACAAAUGAUUGUAUCCUUUGUGCAUUUAAAUAGAUUAGUUGUAAGGCUCACUACAGUAUUAAACUGAGUAUAUAUUUUUGCUUGAUACUAUAAAGUAUGUGGCACAAGUUCCUAUUAUUAUUUCUAGUACUUUACAAUAAACGUUUUCUACUGAU